AUGGCUACCCCUAGUGUCCUCACUUUUGACGCUGAGGGUCGGGCCAUUGACUUUGACGUCUGGAUAGAUGACCUGCAGCUUUUCUUACAGUGCGAUAGGGCAGACGGCCUCUCCCUCUUUGACCUCACUUCUGGUGCCUCCCCUGCCCCCGCCACUGAUGCUGACGCAACUGUUCGCUCCCAGUGGGCCACGCGCGAUGCUGCUGCACGUCUUGCUGUGCGUCGCCACCUGCCUACCUCUGAGCGUGCGCACUUUAGCCAGUACAAGAGUGCUCAGACCUUGUACGACGCUGUAGUUGCACGCUACUCCUCCCCUGCCACUGCUGCACAGAGUCGCCUCAUGCUACCGUACCUCUUCCCUGACCUUGCUGCCUUUCCCACAGUCGCUGACCUCAUUACGCACCUACGCACUAGUGACACUCGCUACCGCGCUGCGCUUCCUGCUGAGUUCUGCGCCAAGAACCCCCCCCCCAUGUACAUCACCCUCUACUACAUAGUCACCCAGCUCCCUGACUCCCUUCGCGUAGUCAGGGACCACUUCCUCUCAGUUUGCCCCACCACUCUCACCGUUGACCUCCUCGAGAAGUCCCUCCUAGCAGCAGAGAAGAGCAUAGUGGCUGUAGGAGCCUCUCGUGGUGACCCUCGCACCCCCAUCUUUGAGGGGUGUUCCCCCUCCCCCCUUUUGCCCUCUGUUGCCUCUGCUGCUGCGGCCGACCUCGUUGGGCUUGAGUCGGUCGGUGCGGCGUCUACCCCUAGCGGAAGACGCCGCCCUGGCAAGGGCAAGGGGGGCAGGGGCGCUGGAGGAGCUAGCGGGGGCGGUGGAGGCGGCAGUGGAGGCGGUGGAGGAGGUGGGGGUGGCGGUGGGGGUGGUGGCGGGGGUGGAGGUGUUGGUGGUGGCAGUGGAGGCGGAGGCGGCAGCGGCAGUGGCGGAGGGAGCGGAGGUGGCGGCGGUGAAGGAGGAGGCGGCGGAGGAGGUGGAGCUGGUCAGGGUGGCGCUGCGCAGAGGGUCGGCUCCGGUGGUGGUCAGCGCCAGCAGCAGCAGCAGCAGCAGCAGCGCACUCGUGACAUCCCCUCCCCUCAGCAGCUCCGUGAGUGGUACACUGCACGCCAGAGGGGUGGGGGUACUGGUCCGUGCACCUACGUCCUCCGCACCGGCGACCGCGCGGGUGAGCAGUGCGGGGGUGCGCACUCCACCCAGCGCUGCUUUGGCCGCCUGACGGACGCUUGGCGUCACCAGUUCCCUGAGGCCACUGAGAUCCCCCGCUGGGGUGAGCUGUCUAGGGCGGGUGUGGCUGUCUUUGACCUUGACUUUGAUGCUAUUCUUGCUGCCAUGUAUACUGUGACUAUUAGUGAUGAGGGUGACUGUUACCGGUGUUUUCCGCCCGACCCGGGCAUUGAGACUGCUGCUCUAGGUACUGGUGAGGCUGCUGCUCUAGGUGCUAGCGAGGCUGCUGCUCUAGGUGCGUCUGCUCCCUCAGGUGCUGGUGAGUCUGCUCUCUCAGGUUCUGCGUCGGCUUCGGCCUCCCACACCUUCACCCUUGACUCGGGGGCUUCUCGCUCCUUCUUUCGAGACCGCACCACACUCACGCCGCUUAGCCGGCCAGUUGCAGUCUCUCUGGCAGACCCCUCUGGGGGUCCUGUCCUUGCUCACUUCUCCACUGUCCUCCCGUGUCCGGCGGCCCCCUCUGGCACCCUGUCUGGUCUUUACCUUCCCUCGUUCUCUACGAACUUGGUGAGUGGUGCUGACCUACAGGAUGCGGGGGUUCACCAGUUCACUCCUGCGAGUCAGCGGGUGACCCACUGCACGGACGCUCGGACAGGCCGACACCUGGCCACGUUUACCCGUCGGCCGGGGUCGAGCCUGUACACCCUGACCACUGCGUCUCCUCCAGUCACUACGUCUGGUCAGGUAGCUGCGUCGGGUCAGGUGUUUGCUGCAGCGUCCAGGUCUGGUCCUGAGUCUGCCCCUGUUCGUGUCGCCUCCUGUCUCACGAGACUCUCCUCUGGCACCACCGCCUUGGUCACCCCUCCCUGCUUCGUCUCCGAAGCAUGGCCUCCCGGGCGGCAGCGGGCUGCCCCUCACUCCUCCCAGUUUCCUCCGACAGAGGCCCCGCUGCAGACGCUUCACAUGGAUGUGUGGGGCCCGGCCCGCGUCCGUGGACAGGGUCACGAGCGCUACUUCCUGCUGGUGGUUGACGACUACUCGCGUUACACCACAGUCUUCCCCUUGCGCAGCAAGGGUGAUGUCACUGAGGUGUUGAUCGACUGGAUCCGCGCAGCUCGUCUCCAGCUCAGGCAGAGCUUCGGCUCGGACUUUCCUGUUCAGCGUCUGCACUCUGACAGAGGUGGAGAGUUCUCCUCUGGCCUUCUGCGAGCCUACUGUCGUGCACGAGGCAUCCGCCAGACCUUCACGCUUCCGGACUCUCCACAGCAAAAUGGGAUUGCUGAGCGCCGCAUUGGCAUGAUCAUGGAUGUCGCCCGUACGUCCAUGAUGCAUGCGGCUGCCCCCCAUUUUCUGUGGCCGUUUGCGGUUCGGUACGCGGCGCACCAGAUCAACCUUCACCCCAGGGUCUCCAUGCCGGAGACCUCCCCAGCUUUGCUGUGGACGGGGAAGGUUGGCGAUGCGUCUGCGUUCCGUGUCUGGGGAUCUCGAGCGUUUGUCCGCGACUUGUCUGCGGACAAGCUGUCCCCUCGUGCUGCUCCUUGCGUCUUCCUUGGCUUCCCCCCUGACGCGCCAGGGUGGCAGUUCUACCACCCCACCUCUCGCCGUGUUCUGUCCUCCCAGGACGUCACGUUUGACGAGUCGGUCCCCUACUACCGCCUCUUCCCCUACCGCACUCCGUCCCUCCCCCCGCCACCGCUCUUCCUUGUCCCAGGUCCCCCCCCGGUAGACCCCCUCCCCCCUCAGGGUCCUGCCCCUUCAGGUGUGUCCCAGGUAGACGCAGUCGAGCCUGUCGAGGUUACUGGUGACUCUGGUGCUGCUGAGGGUGCUGAGCCUGGGGGUGCUGACUCUGGGGGUGCUGAGCGUGUGGGUGCUACGCCUGGGGGUGCUGAGCCUGAGGGUGCUACUACUGGGGGUGCUGAGCCUGGGGGUGCUGAGCCUGGGAGUGCUACGCCUGGGGGUGCUACGCCUGGAGGUGCUGAGCCUGGGGGUGCGGAGCCUGAGGGAGCUGGGCCUGCUCGUGUGGCGUCUGGCGGUGCUGAGCCUGGAGGUUCUCUGGGUGCUUCGUCUCGACGGGAGGCACUCUCUCCACAGGAGCUGCGCGAGUGGUUUGCCCGGCGCUGGAGGCGUGCUGCUGGAGCUGGAGGUUCUUCGGCUGCUGAGGGUGCUGGUGCCGCGGGUCCCGGAGGUGCUCGUACUGGGAGUACUGGAGCUGCUGGGCCUGCGGGUACGACUGGAGCUGGAGCUGCUGAGGGUGUUGGCGCUGAGGCUACUGCUGUCGGUCCUGGAGGCGGUCCUGCUGGGGGUGCUGGAGCUGGAGGUACUGCUGGCGCUGGUGCUGCCGCUGGGGGUACUGGUGCUGUCCCUGCUGUGUCUGGAGUCGCCACACGGCCUAGGCCGUACUUCGUUCCGCUCCUUCAGCAGGUUCUUGGUCUCCCGCCUUCUCCUGGUCCUCCUCCUCCCUUAGAGUGUCCACAGCCUGUCCCGUCACAGUUACAGUUACAGCCGGCCUCCCCACUGCCCGCUCAUUCUCCCUACACUGGUCCUACUGGAGGUCUUGCUGAGCGUCGUGAGCCUGCGUCUCGCCCUGCGUCGCCUGUCCGUGCUGCUCGCACUAGUGGUCGCGGUUCGCGUCAGCGUCCUCCUCCUGUCCCUGGCACGCACCGGAUGUCUCUGCGUCCGUCCACUGCUCCUCUGCGUGCCCCUUUGCCUUCUCCUCCUGAGUCCUCUCUUCCUGCUCUUCCUGACCCGGAGUCGGACUCUCUUCGUGCUGCCAGUCCUACUGUCACGCGUCUCCUUGCUACUGUUGUCACUGACCCUUCCUUUGAGUCCACUGCUGCGUCUGCCCUAGUUACUGAGCUCGUCGACUUUGCUGCUCGCUGUCGUCUAGACUACGCUGCUAGACUUGUUGCUGAGUCUGAGUCUGUCUGUCCUCCGUCCGUCGGGGGUGAGUGUGCCCUUGGCACGGACGUCCUUGAGGACAGGCAGGAGGAGUUCCAGUGUUUGGCUGCUGCUUCACCUCAUCUCGUGUCCGUACUGCUUACCCCUGAGGGAGACCCGGAUGCACUUGACAUCCCGACUCCGCGCUCUUACGCGGAGGCGAUAGAGGGUCCCUACUCCUCUCAGUGGCAGGCAGCUAUGGACGCAGAGAUGGCUUCCUGGAAGUCCACAGGCACCUACGUUGACGAGGUUCCCCCGCCUGGGGCGAACAUCGUCAGUGGCAUGUGGAUUUUCAGGGUGAAGCGACCGCCGGGUUCUCCGCCUGUCUUCAAGGCGCGUUACGUGGCUCGUGGCUUCAGUCAGAGGCAGGGAGUUGACUACUUUCAGACCUUCUCUCCCACCCCGAAGAUGACCACUCUUCGGGUACUGCUGCACAUAGCUGCUCACCGCGACUACGAGCUGCACUCUCUUGACUUCAGCACUGCUUUCUUGCAGGGCAGCCUGCACGAGGAGAUCUGGCUGCGUCGCCCACCUGGCUUCACUGGGUCUUUUCCUCCUGGCACCCAGUGGAGCCUCCGGCGGCCAGUCUACGGUCUCCGCCAGGCACCGCGUGAGUGGCACGACACACUGAGGACUACACUUGCGGCUCUUGGGUUUGCUCCCUCUACUGCCGACCCGUCGCUGUUUCUGCGCACCGACACUUCUUUGCAGCCGUUCUACAUCCUCGUGUACGUCGACGACUUGGUCUUUGCCACAGCUGACACUGCUGGACUCGCCCACGUGAAGUCCGAGCUGCAGAAGAGACACACGUGCACAGACCUGGGUGAACUGCGCAGCUACCUUGGCUUGCAGAUCACCCGGGACAGAGCACGCCGCACCAUUACCCUGACUCAGUCACACAUGGUGCAGCAGGUCCUUCAGCGCUUCGGCUUCACGUACUCCUCGCCUCAGGCCACUCCUCUGCCUACUCGCCACUCGCUCUCAGCUCUGCCUUCGGAUGAGUCCGUAGAGUCGAGUGGCCCGUACCCAGAGCUUGUUGGCUGCCUCAUGUACCUGAUGACCUGCACACGACCUGACCUUGCAUACUCUCUUAGCAUUCUUGCACGCUAUGUUGCUCCUGGGAGACACAGACCGGAGCACAUGGCUGCAGCGAAGAGGGUGUUGCGCUAUUUGUGCAGUACAUCGGGCAUGGGGCUUGUGCUUGGAGGGCAGAGUCCAGUGGUCCUCACUGGACACGCAGACGCUUCUUGGGCUGACGACCAGGCUACGCAGCGGUCGUCACAGGGUUACACCUUCAGCCUUGGUUCCGGCUCUGUUUCGUGGCGGGCUACUCGCUCGUCUUCUGUUCUCGGCUCCAGUUGCGAGGCUGAGAUCUACGCCGGGGCCAUGGCUGCACAGGAGCUUCGCUGGCUCACCUACCUGCUGACUGACCUCGGAGAGCCGCCUCGUUCUCCUCCAGUGCUCUACGUAGACAACAAGGCCAUGCUGGCCUUGUGUCGAGAGCAGAGACUGGAGCACAGAACGAAGCACAUUGCUCUUCGCUACUUCCUUGCUCGUGAGCUACAGCAGCGUGGUCAGCUGCGACUUGCGUACGUGGCCUCUGAGGCCAACACUGCUGAUAUCUUCACCAAGGCACUUGCGCCUUGUGAUCAUCAGCGCUUCUGUACUCAGCUGGGUCUUGUGCCUACCUUGCCUCACUUGCUCACCUCUUGA
Messenger RNA from Closterium sp. Naga37s-1, 5814 nucleotides. Lineage: Eukaryota; Viridiplantae; Streptophyta; Zygnematophyceae; Desmidiales; Closteriaceae. The record is from the annotation of a GenBank genome assembly.